Messenger RNA from Leptinotarsa decemlineata (Colorado potato beetle), 1302 nucleotides. RefSeq names its product GPN-loop GTPase 1. NCBI's taxonomy places the organism in Eukaryota, Metazoa, Arthropoda, Insecta, Coleoptera, Chrysomelidae. Gene Ontology annotation, molecular function: GTPase activity. The record is from RefSeq and is a predicted model, not a curated record.
UAAGUUUUGCCUGUGGUUUGGCAUAUAUCAAUACCUGUGCUUUGGCUAUUUUUGCAUUGUUGGUUGUUAUCAUUUGAAUUUGAUACUUUGUUAAAUGUUAUUUUAAAGGUGUAUAUUUAUAUUUACUGAGUUUUUUUCAUUAAUAGUAUCAAUGGCUGAAAGUACUAUCAAAAAACCGAUAUGUCUAAUUGUAUUAGGCAUGGCUGGUAGUGGAAAAACUUCUUUGGUAUCGAGAUUAGCCAAAUCUCAGAAAACAUCCAAUGUAAUUAACUUGGACCCUGCUUGCAUAAAUCUGCCUUUUUCUGCUAAUAUUGAUAUUAGAGACACAGUGAACUACAAAGAAGUAAUGAAACAUUAUAUGUUGGGCCCAAAUGGUGCCAUUGUGACAUCGCUCAACCUAUAUGCAAAUAAGUUCCCAGAAGUUGUUGACUGUCUCUUAAAAUCUAAAAAUGAUUUGUGCAUCGUCGAUACCCCAGGACAGAUCGAAGUGUUCACAUGGUCAAUAUCAGGAACGAUCAUCACAGAAUCUUUGGCAUCAUUCUUUCCAACAGUGAUUUUAUAUGUUGUUGAUACUGCUAGAAGUACUUCUCCUGUAACUUUUAUGUCAAACAUGCUUUAUGCAUGCUCCAUUUUGUUUAAGGCAAGACUGCCAUUUAUUGUAGUGAUGAAUAAAGUUGACAUUAUUGAUCAUUCUUUUGCAAAAGAUUGGAUGACUGAUUUUGAAUCUUUUCAAGAAGCCUUGGAAGCUGAUGAAAGUUACAUAAGUAACCUGACAAGAUCUAUGGCUUUAGCACUAGAUACAUUUUAUGAAAAUUUGAAUGUAUGUGGAGUUAGUGCAGCUACUGGAAAAGGAAUUGAAGAUUUAUUCAAACUUGUAGAUAAAGCUGCUGAAGAAUAUGAGAGGGAAUACCGGGUGGAAUGGGAAAAAAGAAAAAUUGAAGCAGAAGCCAAACAGUCUCUGAGAAAAAAUGAAGUUGAGGAAAUAAAAGCAUCUUCCUCACUACAUGAGGUUCCUGCAGGUAGAGAAUUGUCUGAAAUUUACUUGCGCCAUUGUGCAGAUGACAGUAGUUCAGAUUCAGAAGGAGAAGAAGCUCCAUUUGAAGCUGAAAAUGAUGAGGAAGCAUUUGAUGGGGAAACAUUUAACAAAGCACUUGAACAACAAAUAAAAAGAGCGAAAGAAGCAGAGAUGAAAAGAAGAAAAAACACUUGACAGAUGAGUGUUGUAGUUCAUAGAGCCAUAAUUUGUAUCAUAUUUAAUGACUAGAAAUUAAGAAUAGUUUAUAUACUCAUGACUUAUGACAA